This is a messenger RNA of Exaiptasia diaphana, 1952 nucleotides long. RefSeq lists its product as uncharacterized. The coding region runs from base 427 to 1797 and encodes 456 amino acids. Gene Ontology annotation, biological process: positive regulation of canonical NF-kappaB signal transduction; positive regulation of JNK cascade. The record is from RefSeq and is a predicted model, not a curated record. Lineage: Eukaryota; Metazoa; Cnidaria; Anthozoa; Actiniaria; Aiptasiidae. Gene Ontology annotation, molecular function: signaling receptor activity; protein binding. The transcript is spliced from 4 exons.
UUCUAACGUGUURAAUUGUGAAGGGUGCCAAAUAAAUUCCCCCUUCCCUCUCAAGAGUCACAUGGCUCACAUGAUUUGCGCGACUACACGGAAACGCGCUGUACACUCUUCUUUAUUGAGUUAACUUUUUUACUGUUCAUUGAUAAUGCGGGAUUGGUUUACAAUAUGUUGUCAUAUCUUUUGUAUUUUGACAGCGGGGGAGCCAUUAACCCCGCAGUUCUACACAAAGAACAGCCUGGAAACGUUUUUGAGACGGCAUUAACGUUUUUGUUUUAGUUUACGUUCUUAGUGAUGAUUCAGCAUCACUGGAGAUGUGCCCCAGCACAACAUGGCGCAUUUUAUCAUGUUGAGUAGCGUUCUCUGAUUGGAUGGAUAUAUUUAGUUAGGGGAAUCCCCAAUUACGCUGUCCAUCUGGGUAAUUCCGACAUGGAAUUUAUAAAAUACCGCUAUAGUAUAACACUAUCACAAUAUCAUGGUGAGCUCUGGUCAUUUGUAACUAUGAAUCCAGCUAAAGCUGCACAAGAUAGCGUUCAUCCUUCAAUGAAUUCUGCACAAAGAGGUCACAAAUUCGAUCAAAGGGAGAAAUCAAAAGACGACGAGCACGCGGUGAAAGACAAGUCUCAAAGCAAAGUCCAGUGUACUAUUGCAAGUUUCGCCAGGUUGUACGUCUUCUCAAUUGUGUUCAUCGUACAAGUUCCUGCAUUGGCUGGUGUUAUAUGUUCCAACCCUAAUGACAUCAGACUAAGGAACCCAAAAACUGCAAGUAUUGAAGGAUGUAUAGUUUGUCCAGAGUGUGUUCCAUCGCAGCAGUAUUCCAUUCGAUGUGGGUCUACAAUUGAUAUAGGAAAUGUUGGACACUGUGAGGACUGUCCAGAAGGAACAUUUUCAGACAAGUUUGACAAAAAGCCAUGUCAAAGCUGUACAAUAUGUACGAACAAAGUGUAUAAACAGAAUUGUACAAAGUAUCAGAAUGCUAAAUGUGGAGAUUGUUUACCAGGUUAUAYAUAUGACCCAAUUACAUUUGCUUGUUCUCAAAUUGCUAUAAAAGUGACAGACAUGGUAAAACUAARAAACAAAGUAAAAUUAACAACAACAGUUGAACCAACAACCAAAGCAAAUGAAUCUACAACAAAARCUYCAGYAACCCWUAUCACUGCAUCAUCAACAGAAAMUUCUGUCUCAAAAGAACCACCUCCAAGACCCAAGUUCAUCAUUACCAAUAGUACAACACAAUUUGUAAAUCAAACAACCAGAAAUGAUUUACAGCCAAUGAAAGGUCUACCUAAAUGGGCUAUUGCUCUGAUUCUUUCAAGUGGGAUAAUAUUUGUAACCUUAAGUGUUGGUAUUGGGUUCUACUUAUUUUUUAUCAAGAAAAGAACAAAAAGUUCAAGAGGAAGUGAUGAAGAAGCAAUAGCUGAACUUCUUGGAAUUACGUCAAAGACCCAUGAUGAACAACUCUUAAAAGAUUUUAUUGACAAUAAUUUUGAUCAAACUGAAAGUCUUUGUAAAGUACUCUUCAAGAAACGCCAUGGAACAUGGGACUUUGAGAGAGUUGGCAAAAAGUGGUUUCGCCAUAUUGGAGACACAGAUUUAGCAUACAUUAUUGAGUUUGGAAGCAAUAUUGAAAAUUCAACUCCAGUGAGAACAAUCCUUCAAAAGCUUUGUACAGAAGUACAUCCCCCCUUAACUGUGCGAAUGUUUGCUGAUUCACUUAAGAAAAUCAACAAAAAAGCCUACAGAAUUCUACAGCCAUAUUUUAAAAAACCAACAUUGCCUGUUCAUACCACAGCCAGAUGAUAUUURUGUCAUUCGGCAUGGGAAUGACGCAGAAUYUAGUCUGAUGUAUUAGACUUAAAUAAAACUAGUGGAAGGAUUACAAGAUUAAAGUAUCUUUGAAAAAAAGACAAAGGAAAGAAAUUAAACAUGACAUUUUACUAUCCAGUGUGUGUACC